ACCUCACAUAACCGAACCUAGCAGGUUACUGAUAACUGAGCACACAUCCGAGGUCAGUUUUAACUUUUAAAAGGGCCAGGCCACAUUGUUCAGUUAGAGCUACACGAUCAACACUCGGUGCUCUUCGUCUUCAAGAUCGAGCUAGGUUCGCUUCUUAUUGCAGAUCGGGGACAAGAUGGCAUUGCCCGCCAUGGUUGGGUCAGUGCUCCUGCUGCUGCUCUGCGCAACCUGCAGAUUGGCGCUCGGAAUCACGGACGGUCUGCUGCCGAACGGCAACUUCGAGCGCGGGCCGCGGGCGUCGGAGCUGCGGGGGACGCAGGUGGUGGGCACGUCGUCGAUCCCGUCGUGGCGGACGUCGGGGUUCGUGGAGUACAUCCCGUCGGGGCGGAAGCAGGGGGGCAUGGUGCUGGUGGUGCCGGAGGGCGCCUACGCCGUGAGGCUGGGCAACGAGGCCUUCAUCGCGCAGCGCCUCCGCGGCGCGGUCCCCGGCGCGCGCUACUCGCUGACCUUCAGCGCGGCGCGGACGUGCGCGCAGGCGGAGGUACUCAACGUGUCCGCGUCCGGCCAGUCCGGGGUGCUCCCCAUGCAGACCAUGUACAGCAGCAACGGCUGGGACUCGUACGCCUGGGCCUGGGUCGCCAGCGCCGACGAGGUCGAGGUCGUCAUCCACAACCCCGGCGUCACCGAGGACCCCGCCUGCGGCCCCCUCAUCGACUCCGUCGCCAUCAAGACGCUCACGUCCCCUCGCCGCACCAACAAGAACCUGGUGAAGAACGGUGAUUUCGAGGAGGGGCCAUACAUCAUCCCGGGGACAACCAAGUGGGGCGUGCUGAUCCCGUCGCGGAUGGUGGACGAACACUCGCCGCUGCCGGGGUGGAUGGUGGAGUCGCUCAAGGCCGUCAAGUACAUCGACAGCGACCACUUCGCGGUGCCGCGGGGCCGUCGGGCCGUGGAGCUGCUGGCGGGCAGGGAGAGCGCCAUCGCGCAGGUGAUCCGCACCAUGCCGGGGAAGCAGUACGCGCUGUCCUUCAGCGUGGGGGACGCCAGCAACGCCUGCCACGGGUCGCUCAUGGUGGAGGCCUACGCCGGCAGGGAGUCAGCCAAGGUGGCGUACGAUUCGGCGGGGAAGGGCGGCGCCGCCAAGCGCGCCGUGCUCCCGUUCCGCGCCGCGUCGUCGCGCACGCGCGUCCUGUUCUUCAGCUCCUUCUACAGCACCAGGAGCGACGACAUGAGCUCGCUCUGCGGGCCGGUGAUCGACGACGUCGCUGUCGUCAGCGUGCGUGCGCGUGUGCCGAAGCGCGCAUAGAAGCAGAAGGUUAGCUACCUGACCGGGCGAUCGAUCGAGAGCGUGCGCUCGGCACGCACGGCGUUUCUGUGGCAUGCGUGUGUGUGCAAGACAGAAAUAAAUGUACCUUGCUGUUACUGCCUUGCUUAGAUAAUGUCUCACAACGACACUACCUGAACUCAAGAUUAGUUGGACAAAUAUCUCCUUUCCGCUCAUGCUACAGUACUUUAGAGAGUUCUCGAGAGCGCCGGUUCGAUCUGAAGCGAAACUCAUCGUCGCUGCUGGUCAAGGGAGGCGGAAGAGAGAUGCCGGCGCAACUAGUGUUUAUACUAGGUGUAGCUUUAGGCUGUUUGACAAUUCUUGGCGUGAUGCCGGGAGGUUGCUGUUGGGUUCUCUUGGCCAGUACCGGCGGUUGCUGAGCUGCCGUCGCUGUUCUUCUCGGGACGGUGUUGUGCGAGGCCAUCAGCUCCUCUUUCAAUAAAGCCUCUGCCAGGCUGAGCUCUAACAGAACCUGAGUUAUAGAUAUAACUCCACAUGGCAAGGCGCAGCAUCACUCCCGGCCAUUUCGAAAGGUGUUAUAGAUAUAUUCCGGUGGUGGCAAGGGAGGAGUGGAUUGCAGUGAAAGGUGUUAUAGAUAUAUUUGGUAUUCUUUCAAGAAAAGUGUGGCAAAUCAUAAAAUAUCCCGCCGUAGGGCCCAUUGUCGGUGUAUGUGCCUCCAUUUGGGCCUGGCCCGGUUCUGCGCAUGGUUGGUUGCCGCGUGUUCUGCUCGGGCCUGGUUUAUCUUCGUCGGCGUGGGUGGGGUUUGACCGACCGUGUUCGUUGCCUCUUCGCGUGCAAGAUUUCUCCUGGAUUCCGGCCGAUUCUCCGCUGCUGGUCUCGAUUCCAGCCGGACUUUGCUCUUCGAUCCCGUUUCCUUUCUUUUUCCUGACCAAUCUUGCCUACUCCCGUGUUAAUCGCAUUUUUUUCCGCGAUUUAGGUCUCGACCUUCGCGUGUUCGUUCGGCUGGCGCGGACGGCUGGUUUCCCUCAGAGCUCAGGUACGUACCUUCGUUUUUCUUGAGCUUUUCCUCUUGCUUUUUUGGAUGGUUUAUUAUAUGCCUGCUGCUCUCUCUUCUUUGUAAUAAGAUUUUUUCCCCUCUCUGAGAUGCUGCUACGUUUUAGUACCUGAGAUGAGAUCCGUUGAAUCGUAGUACAGGGGCGGAGCUACGCCCUUACGUACUGAAUUUUGGAAUUGGCCCCGGGUUACGGUUCAGUAGUUGGAAACGAGUCAGUAGGCAUCCACAUCGAGCGGGCAAAGAGGCUCCGACCCCUUCGUCUCUGCGGCUGGACGCGUGCGCCGCAACGCACCUCUCCACUCUAUCGUACUCGGCCGGCCAGCUUGCCGCACCGGUCGGCACACUCCCCGGAAGCUGGCCCGCCCUCUCAGGACUGUGUCCUCCUCUACAGCAGCUAGGCGGUUUCUAUUCAUCCCACAUUUUCAAGUUUCAGUUUAGUUGAUUUAUGUGACUGUCCAGAAGUAAGCUGAUUCAUUUUGCCAUCUAUUUCAUGCUUUAGGAAUUAAAAAGAUUUAGAGAUUUAGACAUGAAAGUGACAAACAUGGAUGUUACAAUUUUUUGCUAUCGAAUUCAAAUACAACACAUGGAUGAUGCAAAAAAAAAUCUAUGGGCUUCAUGUUUCUUCUCAUCUCUUUGCAUUUUUUUUGGACCAUCAGCAAUUGAGUUGAAAUUAAAUCUUUACAACCGUACAAGAUUUGUGUACAAUUACAUGAGGUUCUCAAAGUAACUUUUUUUUGCUCUUAGUUUUUGGCCCGGGGUUUGCUCCGAUCCUAGCUCCGCCACUCGUAGUACCUCAUGCCAUCAUUGAAGCGAGAAAGGCCUGAUUAAGUUGCCCCUGAAUUUGCCUGUAAGAACGUGUCCUAUAGCUGAAUUUAUUAGCAGUGUUUGUUGUUGUGUCAGGCUGCUUUACUGUUGCCGAUAUGCAUGUGUCUUCUUAGAAAACCUGCAAGCUGAAAUAAACAUCAUAUAUGGUAGUACUGCUGAUAGGAGAAAUUUGCAAUAUUUGCCAGACCGCUAGCAUAUUUAGUAAACUGGCUUGCUAAAGUGGAUAAUCAAACAUGAACUUCUAAGCGGCAUCUGUAUUGAUGUGGUUGUCUGCACUGACUGCUCCGCCGGUAUUAAUAUUUAUGUGGCUCUCUGCCUGAUGUCAUGUAUAUGUUUUUCUCUGUAUGAAGUUGUUGACCGGCUUGGUUGGAUUUGUGUGCUGAUCUGCCUGUGUUUUCACCCCUAAUAUAAUCCAUGCCAGAUUCGUGUUUUUAUUGUUCAUCUGCUACAUUCUAAUCUGUACUAAUACAGUGCAUGUGGGGUAGAGGUGUUGUGCGUUUUAGUUGAAGUGACUGAAAUCGAGUCUACCUGUCAGCUAAUGUGUGCUUUUAUGAAAAUAAAUAUACUACUUUUCGUUCUGGUGAAUCUGGUGAUUAUGGUUUUGCUAUGCUUACCUGGAGAGGUAGGAAUCUGGUUUAGAUUCAGAUUCGUGUCCUCAUUGUUGGUCUGUUAUUUUUAAAGCUGCAUGUUAUUUCAGUGCUAAUACAGUGCAUGCGGUGUGUGUUUUAGUUGAAUUGGUUGAAGUGGAUGCUACGGUUUGCUAGCUAAUGUGUGUUUUAUGAAAAAUAGGUAUGAUAGGUUUCGUUUCGCUGAAUUUCUGUUGUGGCCGGGUGAUUACGAUUUUGUGGCCGGGUUUGUAGUGCAUGUUUUUGUAGUAGUUUUAGAGUUCUGAAUUUGAUUCAGGUUUGGUGGUAUCCGAGGGUAGACGAUGUUUGCUGCUUUUGGUUCUGGUCAUGAUGUCGUUUUCUUCUUAUUUAUUUGGGUGGUGAUGUGGUUGUGUAAGUUUAGUUAAAAAGGUGGGUUGGUAAUUGGAGUGCAUGUUACAGAUGGUGGUUGUAGAAUUUGUUGUUUCUCUCUUUGCUGGUUAGGAGAGGAAUUGGAUUUAGGCAUGUCCUUUUGGGUUGGUUGAUGGUGGGUUAGUGUUUUUUUUUUUUAGUUUCUCGGGGCUAGCUAUUUUGCUGUACGCAAUGGGCGUCGGGGUAUGUUUCGUGUGCUGUUCUUUUUCUAUUUUCUUUUGGCUCUGUCUUAAUCAGUUUGUGUUCUCCGUAGCGGAUUUGGGCGGUGGUACGGAGCGGCGUGUGGCUCCGCGGUUGGUUCCAUCUUCUGCAAACUCAGGUGCUCCGGGUAUUGUUUCUAGGUGUUCGCUGUGUAGGCGUCGGGGGGCUGUUCCUUUGGUUUCGCCUUCGCCGCAGUUUUUUGUUACUGUCCCUUCGUCCCGCCCUCCUGGUAUUAUUCUUUGAUUCUUUGGUCUUUCAUUUUAUUUGUCAUCUUUGUUUCUUAGGGUUCGGUGUUUGUUGUAGGGGAUCCUUUUUUCCCGUAUUUGUCCGUAGAGAUGGCGCGUGAGAACCGAAGGCGUCGUCGUGUUCAGAGGAGGCCUUAUCUUUUUGGUGAAUUCUGUGUUUUUCCUGUUUCCUUUUUCGUUUUGUUUUGGAUUUGGCUGCUAAGCAAGGUUCGGGAAAGCGGAAAAAAGCAUCGAUUAUGCGCGCUAAAGCGCAAUGCGGAGGCCUUCCGCAUCAAUUUCAUAAGCGCUUAAGCAGAAAAAAGAAAAAUAAAGAGGGGAAAAGCGCCGCUUAUGCACACUGAAGCGCUAACCGGAAGGCCACCGCACCGAUUACGCAUAACGCUUUCUUGAACCUUGCUGCUAAGCGUGCGCUGUAUAUGAAUUUUAGGUGUCCGGCCUCCCAUUUUGAUAAAUGGUCGUCCAGCUAGAAUAUCUCGAGAUUAUAUUGCGUAUCUGAAAGGUUUGUUUGUCACUAAUUGUUUUUGGUUUCUUUUAUUUUGGGAUGCUUUCUUUUUUGUGCCUGCUUUAUUGUGUUCGUUGUUCAUUGUCUUUUUUUGCAGCUUCUUUCGUGGGAGGUUGUAUCUCGGUAGUCCUGAAUAUACAUGAACUUAUUGCAAGGCUUUUUUUGGUAUAAUGAGCGGGCUACUCAGUUGAGUAAGUUCCAUAAAAGGAAGAUGUUUACUAAUCGUUGCAGCAAGGGUGGUAGGGUAUGGUUGGAACCGUAUAGGCAGUGGCCGGCUCCUCUUGAUCGGUUGAUUGGGUUUGGUGAUGGAGUUGGGUCGUCUCAGUUCAUGCGGUUGAUCAGGUCUUACAAUAGCAUGUUUGCCUUUUCUUCUCUGGGGGUGAAGGUUGAUGAUAGUAUAAAUACAGGGCGGGGUUCUUAUGUUUUUUGUAUUAAUGGCCUUCCUUUGCAUCGUAUUGGUUCUCUGGUUCCCGCGCCUAAUAAAUCGCCGAAGUUUGCUCAGCUGUAUAUUUAUGAUACUGAUAAUGAGAUUGAUUAUCGAAUGGCUGUAUUUGAUGGUGAGGGUGGAAGUGGGGCUGAGGGGGGUAGUGGUGCAGCUCCUGAUCGGGACAUUGUUGUUUCUCUUACUACUAUGCUUGAUAGUUGUAAUGCGUUGGUUAGACAGUUUAGAAUGAUCCGCUUUUCUCGGGAGCGGGUUGAGCUUGCUGGUGCGCCGUUUAGGCUUCGAAUUGUUCGUUCAUCUUUGGAUGAUCCGAUGGUUUAUAGUCCUCCUACCGCUCCUGAGUUAGCGGCUCUUAUCGUGGGUGAUCUUGAUGCUGAUAGGUGUAAGUUUGAUAUUGUUGUUGAGCUGGAGGAUGGUCGGUUGAAGCGGAUAUCUCCUUUGCAUCCUGCUUUGAUGUCUCUCCAAUAUCCUCUGCUUUUUCCUUAUGGCGACAAGGGUUUUUAUUUGGGAAUUAGUUAUAUGGUGCCUGAGGUCGCUUCGGCAGGGGGCAGGUCAGAAGUUAGUAUGCUGGAAUACUAUGCUUACCGAUGUUGUUAUAGGAAGGGUCAGAUCCAUAUCUUUGUUGUGGACGGCUUUCUCAGCAGGCAUGUGUUGAUGCUUUUGCAUGUGUUGAAUCGAAUAGGCUUUCUUUUAUCCUUAAAAAUCAGGACAAGUUGCGUAGUGAGACAUACUGAUGCUGUGGGGCUGGGGUUGGCCAGAGGCAGGAGUGUUGGUGUUAAGGUUGUUUUGCCUUCUGGUUUUGUUGGUUCUAAGCGGUAUAUGGCACAAAAUUAUCAGGAUGCGAUGGCUAUUUGCCGUUCUUAUGGAUAUUGUGAUUAUAAUCUUAUGACUUCCCGUGGCAUGAAAUUGUACUAGAGCUUCAGCAUCCGAGAAACUGCGAGCAUGAUCAGAAAUCUUCCAUCCAAAAUGUCACUAGGUUUAUAGUAUCAGCCAUGAUCAGUAAUUCUAAUUUUUCAUCCCAGUAAGUAAAUAAGUAUGUGGAUUUUGUUGCCUAAGAUAAUUACUAUUUUUCACUUCUCCUGCUUCCGUUGAUAAAAAGUACUGAUUAAAUAUCUAAUGCUUUGCUGAUUUAAUUGUCAACAAAGUUCCUUUUUAUAUUAUUGGAUUGGUUUGUGAGGUAUAUUCAUGUCUCGAAAAAUCAUUUUAUCUUCGGGUAUUGUGUAUUAUUUUUCUUUUAGAUCACAUGACAAAAGAGGAACACUUCCUUUUCUCUGGAGCUUCAGGGACUAAUAUCAAAGACUUGGACUGGCCGACUGGGAUGGAUUGGAAAAGAAAACCCAUCUAUAGUUAUAUGACUCCCUUUUCUUUUCCAGGAGAGGAAAGGUACUUUUAUGUACAUAUAUGUAAUAUAAAGAUGUAUGGACUGAAAGAGUUGUUCCAAACUGAAAGAUAGAUAAUCCACAAUAGUACAUGGUACGGUGAAAUCACUUUGGCAUAUGAGUUCAGCAUAAUUGAUGAGCUUUUACUUCUUUUACUUAA
This is a messenger RNA of Lolium perenne, 7109 nucleotides long. Its product is annotated as protein BIIDXI. The record is from RefSeq and is a predicted model, not a curated record. NCBI's taxonomy places the organism in Eukaryota, Viridiplantae, Streptophyta, Magnoliopsida, Poales, Poaceae.